AUGCUCCCCUUCGUCUUCUACCUAAUAUGGGCUCUCGUUGCUAUAUUCCCCUCCCACGUGAUAUCCAAACCAACUUCAACCUCUCUGCUACCGCCUGAACCGUCUCCUUCAUCUAUAAUAGACUAUUUGUCUUCCGAGGUUCAAUAUUCAUACUUUCUUAGGCAUCUCCAGCGGAACGGGUUGAUUCCUGCGGUGAACGAACUACAAAACGUGACGCUUUUUGCUCCUGUGAACCUGGCGUUUGUGGACGAUGAGGUGCUUCGAAACGAUACCAGGGAGAACCUCUUGCGGUACUUUGCAGACCAGAAACUACGCAUUGGGUACUUGGAUACUCGGGAUCUUGUGGCUGACUCGAAGUAUGUUUUGAGGGAGAGUCAUGGCCGUAAUAUCACGUUCCCGUUGAAGUUGACCGCAGAUCUUGAACAGCAGCAGUACUAUGUUAAUGACGUUGCUCAGGUUGUGGAGUUUGAUUUCUACGCCAAACACCAGCAUUCGUUCGUUCAGGCGAUCGACCAGCUACUCCCGCUCCAGCCAAGCAUAUGUGAGCUUUUGUUGGACGGAAGUACGGAUUAUAUUAAUGGGCAUAAGAUGAGCUUUGUGAAGGGUCUUUUUCAGCUGGUCUUCUUGCAUCCAAAGGUCCAUGGCCCGGGAUGUGUGGACUUUUUGGGAAACACAUCUACGAUUCUUCUACCGCUGGAUGCUUUGGUGGAACAGUCGCUUCUGGAGGCGGAAAUCCGCUACUAUACGUCCUUACACAGAGUUCUCAUGGAUAGACAUCUAGAUACGUCGAGAGAUGCCAUCAAUGAGAUUUCCGCUGACAUUCUGGAAAUGCUCAGGGCAUGGCUUAUACCAGAACUUGUGGAUGGAGUCAACGGAACGCAUCCGGUGGUUGAUUCUACGGGUAAGAAAAAGAAGAAGAAACCGAAGAAGCCCGUUGUGCAGCCUCCCAAGUACGACAUUGCCCUUGAUGACGAAACAAACCAGAUUAUCGUCAAUGGUAUUAUUGCAUCUUCCCUCAACUCGACGGGUCUUACUGCCAGAGACGGAAUUGUUCAUAUUUUCGAUGCGGAGAGUAAUGAUCCCGAGAGUUCCUUCUUCACAGCAUUGAAUUUCACCAUUCCAGCUCUUGUACCGCACAAGGUACUCUACUCAUUGCAUUAUUCACAGUUUGUGAACGAACUUAAUUUUAGAAAGCUUGGUAAGCUCAUAAAUGGAAAGACCACCAACCAGACCAUUCUAUUGGAUGUGGCUGAUCGUGACGAUUUUCAGGAUGACGAUGAAUUGGCCAUUGCAGGUUUCAGCAACAAACAGAAUGCUCUUUACAAGUUCAUGGAGGGUCAGUUGGAUACCGUCCAGGAUUUACAGUCCACUCAAAGGUACCAACGUCUUUUGACAUCCAAGCUCUGCCUGAACAAACGUAUCGGUCUGUGUUUCAAGGUCAAGGUAACCGGCAGCUCCCAUGAAGGAAAGAUAAUCACCACUUUUAAUAAUGAUAUCCGUGCAUACGGCGAUCCUUACAGAGCUGUUGGAAACACCACCAUUUAUAUUGGAGACAAGACGCUUUCGCCGCCUUCGUCUCUCAAGCAUACAUUGGCAGAACUUCUCACAGACGGCGCUGUCAAUGGAAGAUUAGAACAUAUUGAGAUUGAUAAGGAGUUUUGCAUGUGGACCUUGGAGCACUUAAGCACUCAUGGGCUUAAUGUGGUCAAGGAUAAUUAUAAAGGCUACUCUGUCAUUCUUCCGUGUGGUCACACUCUUUGGGAACCUUUCUCUGGUAUGAAGGAUAGUCCACAAGAAGUGUCCAUUAAGAAUCUCGGGCUUGUUUUAAGGUACUUGGAAGCACAUCCAAAGAAGAUGAAGGAUGUACUCAAGGGUUUAUUUAUUGAGGAUGUCAUCUAUUCGGAUUUUGGCCUCGAAGACGAUAUCGAGACUUCCAGGAUUGCUAAAACUCUCCGUGGAGAUGUCUUGAAUAUCAGUGAGAGCUACAGAAUGGGCGAUUUUAACCACAUGAUCAAGUUAAACGAUACCCCCCUUUCUGUGCCUCUCAAUUCGGAUGUUCUCUUCAGUCAGGGCGUGAUUCAUAUCACCGAUAAACUUAUCUUACCUCAAGACUUUCACGUCUCUGUGCGUGAUUUGCUUGAAACCACCGAGAAUAAGAACAAGAAGUACUCUCUCGUGUCGCUCAUCGAACAAUUUCCAGAGAUCAAUCACGCGUUGGGCCUUGAUAAGAAGAAUGUGGCAUCUAAUUUUUCAAUUCUAGCACCUAAGCCUGAGCUGCUUGAGUCAAUGAACAUUACUGCUGACUUCAGACGUCUUCCAGAGUUUCUUGCACUUCAUUUGUUACGUAACGAAGACGCCUUAACGCUCAAGCGUUGUAUUAACCAGCCAUUUGAAACGAAUCAAACAUUCACAAUCCAGACUAACCGCUCUGAUGGUAUUUUCAGUUGUCGCAAGAACCACGAUAAUGGCAAGACGUACUUGAAGUUGAAGCCCCAGGAACCUUCGUCCAGCCUUUCAGCAUUUGGAUACAACAAAGAUAAAGAGAUCAAGAUCGUGACACAUGGAUGUACCUCUGCGGCCCAGAACGCCAGUUGUGUCUUCUUAAUCGAGAAGCCUAUCAACUUGGCCUGGUUUUCGAAUGAUGACGAUUUCCUCCGUAUUCACAUUGGCUGGUUCAGCGUGGCGCUUGGUGUACUUUUCGGAAUCCUUCUUCUUGGCAUUCUUUUCACCACAAUUGUCGUGUUCCUAGGCAACCGUCCUAGAAAGCAGCCUCCUAAACCACUCACCACGCCUAAUGGUUUCCCCAUGCCUCCAGGCUCUACGUUCAUGAGAGUGACUUCAGACGAAGAUACACAAUUUGGAGGUUUUGACAACGGCUACGAAAGCGACGACGAUCUCAACCGAAACGAAACAGCAUCGCUUCUCCUGGCGUCUGGGCUCAGAAAGAAAGGUCGCCGCGGGUACGGCUCCAUUCGAGAAGAACGCAUGAGUUUGAGUCCAGGACACAAGCCGCAGGAUAUUCCACCUUCGGCGCCCCGAAGCAUCAAAGCGACACGGCUGUCUUUAAAAAGAGACCGUAAUUUACCGCCUCUUUAA
Messenger RNA from Candidozyma haemuli, 3096 nucleotides. RefSeq lists its product as uncharacterized. Gene Ontology annotation, biological process: macroautophagy. NCBI's taxonomy places the organism in Eukaryota, Fungi, Ascomycota, Pichiomycetes, Serinales, Metschnikowiaceae. Bases 1 to 3096 code for a protein of 1031 amino acids. Gene Ontology annotation, cellular component: fungal-type vacuole membrane. The record is from RefSeq and is a predicted model, not a curated record. The transcript has a single exon.